GCUCCGUUAUCCUUUCAUGAUUCUGGAAGCUCAUUAUAUUCGUUCCUUGGUUUGUCUUCCCACCACUCGUUUCUGAUCUCCGGCUACAAGCAGGAUGGAUCACCAGCGCGAAAGUUUAAUUCAGUGAAACUUCCGUUAUCUCCUUCCAAUCUUCUCCAUUCCUGCUAUGACUUUGACCACGUGCACUCCUCGCUUCUCUCGGCUUCCUCCUCCUCCUCGUUCUCCUUCAAGUCUUCCGCAACUAUGCGAAACAUGCGCACUUCACUGUGGCAACACUUCUUUCCUGCCUCACCUCCUGGGGUGCUCCUCAGUUUCGUUCAAUAUAUCGAAAUUCAUCAAGGCUAAAGCUUCUGUGAGUGAGAGCGAUCAUGAGAUUUCAGCAAAUAACGUUUCGGAGUUAUUGGACCAGGAGUUACUGGUCAGCGUUGCCGCUGCCAAAGACGCCGACGAGGCAUUGCAGAUAAUCGCUGAAAAGUCUAGAAGAGAUGAAGGUGUUGUUUGCACGACUGAUUGUUGCUCCAUUAUAGUGGCUGCACUUAAUCGGAACAAUGCGGAGCUGGCUUUGUCGGUAUUCUUCGCCAUGAGCUCUAGUUUUAAUCAAGUUGCUGAGAAGGGCCCUUUGGUUGAGAGAUGGAAGUGGUCCAGGCCAAAUGCGCAUGCUUACACGUUGUUAAUUCAGGGUCUUGCAUCAUCAUUAAGGGUUUCAGAUGCUCUUCGGGUCAUUAAAUAUAUUUGUGAAGUGGCAGUAUCUCCUGGUGAGGAGAUAUUGUUGCAGGUGCCUUUUGGAAAGAUAGUGAGAUGUCCUAGUUGUAGGAUAGCUGUUGCUGUUGCGCAGCCACAGCAAGGUAUUCAGUUGGUAUCCUGUGCGAAGUGUCGCUACGAAUAUGAACUUGUUUCUGGUGACAUAAUCAGUAUUCAAUCUGAAGAAAUCAGCAUGGAUAUUACGCCAUGGGAAAGGGGGCUAAAAUUCCUUCAACUGAAGAAGCGAAGCAUUCCUGCUGCAGUUCAUUCCAUUGUGGUGCAGACCCCUUCAGGUAUGGCUCGCACACAUAGAUUUGCAACUGAAACAGUUGAUGUGCCAGCGCAAGUAGGAGAAAGGGUAACUGUUGCUGUGGCAGCUCCAUCAAAUGUCUAUAGAGAGGUAGGCCCCUUCAGAUUUAGUCCCAGGGCCCCUGAUUUCUAUCCUGGUGAGGCUAUGUGCUUGACGAACCACAAAGAUGGCCGAGAAUCACUUCUAUUAAGAGCCCCAAGAAAAGAAGGAGAUUCAUCAUUGCUUAAACCCUAUUUCCUUUUUCCUCUUCUUGCUGUAUUUGCAACCGGUGAUGCAGCAUCUGGACUUAUUGACCCCAGCCUGCCCCAGUUUAUAUCAGUUGUUGCAGUUUCAUCUCUUGCUGUUGGGGCAACAUUGAAUUCUUUUGUUUUUCCCCAGUUGAAUCUGCUUCCGCAAGGAUCAGUUGAAGCAAUCGCUAUCAAACAACAACUUUUAUCUCAAUAUGAUGUGCUUCAGUCUCGCAUCAAAGACCUAAAAGAAGCUUCUGAAAAAGAGGUGUGGAUGUUGGCUCGAAUGUGCCAACUGGAAAACAAAAUUUCUGUUGUUGGAGAACCCUCAUAUCGAGCUCGUAAAAGUAGAAUCAAGAGGGUACGAGAGAGCUUGCAGAAGUCCCUCAGGGGACGGAUUGAAUUGAUCGACAGCUAUGCCAGAAUCUCUUCAAUGAUUGAAAUUGAGGUGGAGAUGGACACUGAUGUUCCUGCUGCUGAAACUGUGAGCAACGCGGAUAAUAUCAUGGAACAGAUACAACAAAUCAUGGAGCUUGAAAAUCUUGAAGAGAGAUGGAAAAUACAAGCCGAAGCCAAUGAUGAGGCUGAAAGACUUCUUAGUUCGCAGUCCUUACCUUAUGAAGAAGUUUAGCCAUGUUCAAAUGCAUCGGGUUUAUAGAGCUACAUCACAAGGCAACGUUAGACAAGUUAAUUUCCGACAAAAUGGUUGCUGUUAUGUCAGAUCAGAACGGAAUUGCAUACGAUGAUAUGGGAUGACGUGGCGUCUGAAAAGGGCCAGUGAAGACGAGCCUCCUGGCUCCAGAAGCCAAGCAUGGAUCACAGGUCACAGCACAUAGUGGGUAACUUCAUUUUAAAUCGUCUUUGUCGUCCUGUUUUACAGAUGAGCAGGCCUUUUAAAGGCCUAGGAUAGUAGGGAUUAUUAUGUCAUAUCGAGUAAGUGAGUAAUCAUUGUUGAUCUUUCCUAUCAUGCGCAAAUCUGUACCCAAUUCUUGCCAACAUUCAAAAGUGAGGUUCCUUGCUGUAGCUAUGCUUAUAUUUGGGAAAGCAUUGGUUCCUGCCUGGUCUA
This is a messenger RNA of Prosopis cineraria, 2344 nucleotides long. RefSeq lists its product as uncharacterized. The transcript is spliced from 13 exons. Lineage: Eukaryota; Viridiplantae; Streptophyta; Magnoliopsida; Fabales; Fabaceae. Gene Ontology annotation, molecular function: protein binding. The record is from RefSeq and is a predicted model, not a curated record. The coding region runs from base 167 to 1909 and encodes 580 amino acids.